ACUGGUACAAAAGUAUGUUUUGUUAUGCACUCAGACAUAUGACGACGGGACCUUGUACUUCACCAAACUCACCUUGAUGCACAUGGGGACCUAUACGUGCUACGUAGAGGGAUACAAGUCGGUGCAGCAGACCUACACUGUGGAAGUCCAAGUUCCACCUUCGGUGCACACCUGUCCCAACUUCAGGCUACAGUCCCUGGGUAAGACGGCCAAGGUGCAGUGCUACGCCCAGGGUGUCCCUGAACCAGAUAAGUGCUGGAGCCAGAGAGGAGUGACGAUAACCGAAAGACCUGGACUUACAAUUGAAGAUGGUAACACCACCGUUCACGUUGAAAGCCUUGACUACCCAGAUACUGGCAAGUACCUGUGCAGAGCUAGCAACCCAGUGGGUACUGUGCAGGCUGUCUCGUCUGUCUUUAUUCAAGAAAAUACCAAAGCUCUUGACUUCGGGCCCGUACAUGUCUUCUACCUGUUCCACUCACACGGAAUCCGCAUCUUGGAGCCAGACUCCUGUGGGUUCCGACUCAACAUCCCACCCAAGCAUGUCCUCCCUAAGCCCCACGGCCUGCUGUGCCCACCGUCCCCAACCGGUGAGAUAGCCUGCUCCUGGGGCCAGGCAAUCAAUGUGCUGAACCAGUUCCUGUAUGUCACACAGCCCAACAACAACCGAAUAAUUGUUGUCGACAUACGUACACAGUUGAUUAUCGAGGUUAUUCAAACCGACCGAGUUCCUUUCUCUCUUCAUUACAUUCCCCACCUCGACACUGUGUGGGUCGUCUGCUGGCAAUCUACCGAUCCCAAUGGAGGCCAGCGAUCAGUACAAGUGAUCAAGUACGUCAGUCACCGGGAGAUGCAUACCCCGAUCCAUACUACCCCGAUUGGGCACCACUUUGACGUUGUGAAAGGGCUCUACAUUCCUCAGGUUCAGAUCCCCAAUCAGGGAAAUUACAAAUUUGGGUACGUUGUUCACAGUCAACAGAUGGCGAUCACCAAAAUUAACCUGGAGACAACCACUUUGUCCUCCACCAUCGUCUUGAGCCAGCACCAGUGUUAUCCCGACUCGGUGGCCUUUCUGUCCAUAGGCGGUUAUGUCAUCGUGAGUUGUGCAGACGGAGGUGAGUCUCAACCAUCCAGACAGCUGUUCCUUGACUACCUAACCGAUACCGUGCUUCAUACUAAUGAGGGUAUACAAGGAACACCCUACAUAUCUCCAGAUGGACGGUACAUUAUAAGUGCCGAUAACCAGCAUGGUUUGAUAUAUGUCCAGAAAGUAACCCUGUCAGGAAAGGUGAAAUCCUUGUUUGAGGUCAGUACCAAUCUGGGUGUUAGUGACGUCGGCUUUUUCCCUACCAAAGCAAGUACCCAUGCCUACGACAUCAUGGUCACAUCAAGUGACCGUCCCGAUGUCCUUUUUGUCGAUCUUCAAACCAGCAAGGUCAAGAUGAUCCCAGGUGUGUUUGAUCCAAUCAACCCAGAUAGUUGGCCCUGGAAUGAGCACAACAGGCACAUCGUCAGCAGUGGCGUAUUUGGGUCUCAUUUGGCCACGCCCAGCGCCGACCAUGUGGUGUUAAUUGAUGGCAAGAAGAAAUCUGUUCAUUGCAAUGUAGACGUUUCACAAAGUAAUGUGAUCGUGUGGGUCGGAGACUGUUACUAAUCACCAUCCAUUUAGUCAUAUUCAUGCAAAUACCUUAACCCGCGCCCCUAGUCACAAUAAAACAGCGUAAUAAAAGUAAUACAACUUUGUGUGCAGACUCUUUAUCCAGUCUGAUGUAAUAAAAGAUUUCAGUACUUAUCGCAUCGCUAAAAUAUUGUUUCCAUUGCAAUAUCAUUCCCACUCUUCAUCGUCUACUUCACAUAAUAUUUAUUUUCCUGUGCAGUAACUAAAAUUUCAGACCAUAAUCAUAAUUAAAAAUUAUCAUCAUCAAUAUACAGCGUUUUAAACCAGCUUUUUAAAACAAUAUUGUGUCAUUACCCACAGAGCUUUAUAAAUACUAUCAGAAACUAAUAUACUAUUUAGGCAUAUAACCAGAUUCUGGGUAUGUUUUGGUUGGGGUUUGAUUUUAACUUCUGUCUGUAAAGUUAACAGAAGUAAAUUCUACGUCAAAGCAGGAAGUCUUCAAAAUGUCAUUUGCAUGUGGUAAUGUCAAUAAAGGAAGCUAUUUCAGAUUCGUCGAUUUUCAGGUUAAGAAAUCAUGAAUGCAUUUUUCAUCUGCAUUAUUGUGAAUGUCCAACACCAGAGAUUCAAAAAGCUUAUUUGACUGAAUGAAAUGGUAUAAAGAUGUAUGACUUUGGGGAUAUUGCAGCUCAGGAUAUAAAGCAUCUGCUGAGUGUUUGUAUGUUGUGCAAAGUUGGUGAUUGGUGUCUUUUAAAGGUGUCUUGUAUACAUCUAAGAUUCUUGUAAUGUUAUGUUACCUUGUAGACUUGAUACAAUUAAAUAGUUCAGGAAAAGUGGCUAGUAGUAAAUUAUUCAUUGAAGCUGUAAAAUGUUAGCUUUGAUAUUGGAUGUUGUAGAUCAACAGGAGCAGCAAACAGUGCAGGCAGGUUAAAGAAUUGUAACUACUUUUCCAGUAUGCAUGAUUCUAUGCUAAUGUGGUACUUCAAGAUUGAGAAAUUGUGUCGAAUUUGAUGGUUUCACUCACUGUCUUUGCGCACCUACAAUACACCUACAUGUGGUGGCUAUAUGGUAUAUCGCCAAUCAUCAAUAUUUGUGACCAACAUUCACGACUCGCACUUCAGUCACAAAUGAAGUUGCAUUUUGCUAAAACUACCCACACAAAUAAAAACUUGAGAUCAACCCAAAAAUGUAGAACAUUGCAUGUGCUUGUGAAUACUUCAUUUCCGUCUAGCUUGUUGAAAAAAAAAUAGUGAUAAUGUUUGCGACCGCAGAUAGGAGUCGUGAAUUUUGGUCAUAAACAUUGACAACAACAUUCGCGAUUGGAAAGCAAAUCCUGAACUUGGUCACAGAUAUUGACAGCAGUAUUGACGAUUUGCGGGGUCCCUCCACGGCCGCCAUACAUGCAGUUGACUUUUAAAGUGGAUGCAUGACAAACAUUUAAAACUUUACGUGUGCCGCUUGUAUUAUAUCUUCGUUUAUUUUUUACCAAUAAUGUGCGUUAAGUCUCAACCUGAUAUUUUUAUAAUUUCCAAUUUAGAUUUUGGACUAUGUUAAGAAUAUCAUAUGUCAUUUGAUUUGUAUUUUAAGUCUAUUUUAAGGUAUUUUAUAUAUUUUGGUGCAUAAACAGAAGUGAGGAAUUUGUGACACCACCACAAUCACAUCGCAACAGCUAAGGCGAAAAGCAAAUAGAAUACAUUCUAACUCGAGUCAUUUUUCAGAGGAAGUUUUUUUUGCUUGUUAAUUUGCACUCAGUAACUUAAAGUUAUGAAAAAGCAUGAAGUUAUGAGGCUUUUAAGAGAAAGCACUCUAAAGCCUUAUUCUUUCACCCACUCUUUUAGAGAGAUAUGUUUCCCUGUUUUCUCACGGUAGUUAAAUGCAAUGAGUUGUAAGUGAUACUAAAUUUGUAUCGAUUUAUUUUCUUCAAGAGGAAUUCAAACAGCACAUUGCUUUCCAUGAAACAAAUAUGAUUGCAACAGAUGGUAAAUACCAUACCAUUUUAUGAAAUGAACAGGAAAAAUUAGCAUAGCUUUUCUGUUUAUGGUGGAUCAAACGUCGAAAAUAUGGGCCUGCGCGUAGGCCUUUAGCAGUGGUUUCAAAGAACACUUAUUAAGUAUUAUAUUAUGCAAGUGACAUGGUGUCCAACAUAUAUCCAUGACAAUGACAUGACAAUGCGAAUGUGUACGUAUUUACAAUGUGUGUACAUGUACAGUCACAAUGUACAUGUACGUAUAUGGGAUCUAAAAAGGUACACAUUCACGUGUAUGUACAUGUACACCCAAAUGUGCACAUUCGUACUGACACAUUUCCAGGCAAACUUCAAGGCAAGAUUUCAAAACUCCCUGUCAUUGCUGAUAAGUGAUAUCCUUUAGGAUUUUUGGACGUCUUUAUACGAAUCCAGACAGAAAUCAACUUUUAUUCCUUGAUAAUUCUUUUCCCGUCAAUACUCCAUUGUUUAUGGGCUUUUGGGUUUAUCUGUUUCAAGAAACAGGUGUCAAAAAUGUGUUAACCUGAUUCCUUUUAAACAUCGUUUUUACCUUGAAAGUGUCUGUAUUGUAAGUUGGCAUCUACUUUUAAUGUUGAACAUAUACACAGAGAAGGGUUUGGUGAGUGCACAGUGAUUGCAGUCUGAUUUCAUAGGUGUGUGAUUGUGUAAUUAGAAUUGCUAGUGUGUGACACAAAGUAAGAAGGCGUGCACCUGUUCCGUAUUUACCCAUGUACCACGCACUAUUUGCAAAUCGUGUAAUGUACUGCAAUGCACAGCUGCACAGUAGUUGAAAGAUAUAAUAAACGCUAUCGAGUCCAUUCGUCGUUAA
This is a messenger RNA of Acanthaster planci (crown-of-thorns starfish), 4428 nucleotides long. Its product is annotated as follistatin-related protein 5-like. Gene Ontology annotation, biological process: cell differentiation; multicellular organism development; regulation of BMP signaling pathway. Gene Ontology annotation, cellular component: extracellular region. NCBI's taxonomy places the organism in Eukaryota, Metazoa, Echinodermata, Asteroidea, Valvatida, Acanthasteridae. The record is from RefSeq and is a predicted model, not a curated record. Gene Ontology annotation, molecular function: protein binding.